CUGCCAGAGAACUGGACAGACACGCGGGAGACCCUGCUGGAGGGCAUGGUGUUCCAGCUCAAGUACCUGGGCGUCACGCUGGUGGAGCAGCCCAAAGGAGAGGAGCUCUCCGCAGCCGCCGUCAAGAGGAUUGUGGCCACGGUCAGCACCACACACACACACUUGACCUUCUAAAUUGCCACUCACCCCCCCCCCCCCCCCCCCCCCAGGCAUUCUACACCCUAUCCCUCCAAAAAUACAAACCUCCUUCUAGAUUCCCUGACCUUUUUAAAGGUUAUUUUGACAACUUUCCCAAACACAGUGUAUUGUGAUCUAUUCCAUAUAUUUUAAUACCUGUACCCCCCACAGUAUAAAAAGGUCCCAUUUACUUUCCCAUUAAGUUGUCGCCUUCAUGAAAGCCAACCUGCUGCAACACUCAGUGCUCCAGGCUCACGGUGCCAUUUAACCCAGAUGCAAUUAGUUGUGAUGCGUCUGUGUGUUGUUAUUAAAUACAGUAACAGGAAGGUGUAUUGUUAUUAAAUCUGGCAGCUCCACAGUAAUUCAGUUAGGGGGAGCAUAUCGGGCCCAGGGCACACAGGACAGAGUCUCAGAGGUGAUUGACACUGCUCUUUAUGUGGCCACCCUGACCAGACUAACAAGGCCCUGACAAUUGAUACAUUAGGCACUGUUGUUUUGGACCCAGUACUUAUUGUAUUUACAGGUUGAAAGCAGGAUUUUAGAAAGAAUGGCUUAAUAACAGUUUUGAGUCUUUCUUCUGCUGUUCUUUCUGAGUGUAUACAGUACCAAACUCUGUUCCUUGCUCUGCCCAAGGCUCUCGGUCUCGUCAUUUGUUAAUCUCCUGAGUGGUGUUUGUGUGUUCCAGAACUCUUACAAGCUGCUUGUCUUGACUGUGUGUUAGGGGUGUCAUUAGCUCUGCUUUGGGUGAGUACGGGACAGGCAGCUGAGGGGGUCUGUAGUAUGAAGUUGUCUAAUAGAUCUGUUUCUCCGGUAUAAUGAUACAAUUGUGGCUAGAAAGCCCUCAUCUGCCCCCAGGGUUGUCUAAAUCAUUUGUUUCUCAGAGGGAAGUGUGUUUAGGCUAGUUUUGAUUAAUGCCUGCUGGUGUGAAGGCUGCAUUUUGGACUACAUUUACAUUACAUUUGCGUCAUUUAGCAGACGCUCUUAUCCAGAGCGACUUACAAAUAGGAGUUCUGUGUCAGCACAGGAGGAGGUAGCUGAAGUGUAAAUGGACAAUCUAUACUGAACAAAAAUAUAAACGCAACAUGUAAAGUGUUGGUCCCAUGUUUCAUGAGCUGAAAUAAAAGAUCCCAGAAAUGUUCCAUAUGCACAAAAAGCUUAUUUCUCUCCAGUUUUGUGCACAAAUUUGUUUACAUUCCUGUUAGUGAGCAUUUCUCAUUUGCCAAGAUAAUCCAUCCACCUGACAGGUGUGGCAUAUCAAGAAGUUGAUUAAACAGCAUGAUCAUUACACAGGUGCACCUUGUGCUGGGGACAAUAAAAGGCCACUCUAAAAUGUGCAGUUUUGUCACACAUCACAAUGCCACAGAUGUCGCAAGUUUUUAGGGAGCGUGCAAUUGGCAUGCUGACUGCAGGAAUGUCCACGAGCUGUUGCCAGAGAAUUGAAUGUUAAUUUCUCUACCAUAAGCCAAACUCCAAUGUAAUUUUGGAGAAUUUUGCAAUAUGUGCAACUGGCAUCACAACCGCAGACCACGUGUAUGGCGUUGUGUGGGCAAGCGGUUUGUCAACGUUGUGAACAGAGUGCCCCGUGGUGGUGGGGUUAUGGUAUGGGCAGGCAUAAGCUAUGGACAAUGAACACAAUUGCAUUUUAUCUAUGGCAAUUUUAAUGCACAGAGAUCCCGUAAUGAGAUCCUGAGGCCCAUUGUCGUGCCAUUCAUCUGCCGCCAUCACCUCAUGUUUCAGCAUGAUAAUGCACGGCCCCAUGUCGCAAGGAUCUGUACACAAUUCCUGGAAAAUGUCCCAGUUCUUCCAUGGCCUGCAUACUCACCAGACAUGUCACCCAUUGAGCAUGUUUGGGAUGCUCUGGAUCGACGUGUAUGACAGCGUGUUCCAGUUCCCGCCAAUAUCCAGCAACUUCGCACAGCUAUUGAAGAGGAGUGGGACAACAUUCCACAGGCCACAAUCAACAGCCUGAUCAACUCUGUGAAGAUGUGUCGCGCUGCAUGAUGCAAAUGGUGGUCACACCAGAUACUGACUGGUUUUCUGAUAUCCAUGCCCCUACCUUUUUGGGUUACCAACAGAUGCAUAUCUGUAUUCCCAGUCAUGUAAAAUCCAUAGAUUAGGGCCUAAUUUAUUUAUUUCAAUUGACUGAUUUCCUUAUAUGAACUGUAACCUUAUAUUAACUGAAAUUGUUGCAUGUUGCGUUUAUAUUUUUGUUCAUUAUAGAUGUGUACUUUUAGCACAUACUUACACACUGGCAAAUGUCACACAGGUUUGAGAUUGCAUGAGCAUUGAUUGCAUUAUCAUUAUUAACAUAUUCCGCCUCGCUCGCUUGCUCUCUUUUUCUUUCUUCAAGGCCAAAGCCAGCGGCAAGAAACUCCAGAAAGUGACAUUAAAAGUGUCCCCUCGAGGAAUCAUCCUCUAUGACUAUGCCUCUAACCAGCUGAUCGAGAACAUCUCCAUUUACAGGUUAGUCUCUCUCUUUCUCUCUCUCUCUCACGUUCUCACUGACAGAGAAGAAGAUGCACACAUUCUCUGCGGGCCGCCCAAAUAACAAAUUCUAUCAGGCCAAGUAUCAUUUUCAACUUGCAAUAAAACAAAAGUUGUUUUCCUCCAGAAUCCCCCUCCCCUUCCAAACCCUCUCAUCCAUCACUUUGAGACUAAGAGUGUUGGGAUUUGCGGUGAUGAAGAAGGGUGGAGGGGUGGAUAGAGCUUUCCAUCAGUCCUCUCCCUCAGGAGGCCUCUACAACAACAGCUGAGCUUUCACCUGGGGUGUGAACGCUUACAAACAGGCAGCGCGAUAGCACACACACCCUUUCAAAAACAGAGUGUGACUUGUUGUUGCUUAGGCCAAACUUGAAUCGCUUGUAUAACAUUCCACAUUUAUGAGAAGUGGAGACUUCCCAACACUCAAUCUCGAAAUGAAUCAAGGCCAGAACUUGGAUCACUCUCACAGUAACCGAGGAGGGUUGGAUCACUCUCUCACAGUAACAGAGGAGGGGUUGGAUCAUUCUCACAUUUAACAGAGGAGAGGUUGGAUCACUCUCUCACAGUAACAGAGGGCGGGUUGGAAUACUCUCUCACAGUAACAGAGGACGGGCUGGCACAUUGAGGACAAGAUCACAAUCGUCUGAGUCUGAAGAGGCUGUGUGAUCUUCAACACUAACUAUCCAGCUGUGACUCAAUGUAAUGGUGUUGGUUCAAUUUAAAGCAAACGUUGUCAUUCACUGGGGUCCUCCUCUCCAGGCAUCUGCUAGAGAAGAUGGAUGAGCAGUAAAUGAAAUGGAUUUACCUAGACACCCAAUUUCACAAUGCUCUCACUCUUAACAUCGGUUGUAAAUCUCACAAUGUCGCGCCGUGCAGCUGUUGGCUUUUAUAGCAGAGAAAUGUUUUUUACACGUUGAGUUUUUAUAUCACUGAGUCAUUAGUUAACUAGACGUUUGAUCUCCGCAGAGUGAUGUUCAGAGUUUGAGCAGCAGGGUGCUGGUGUGAAGAGGAACAGGGAGGGCAGAUGGCGGUCAUUCAUUACACACCUGUCAAUCAGGUCUCGGGGUGAUGACAUCACCUAUGAUGUCAUGUCGCAGAUCAGAGCAUGUUCCAACGUUAAAGAGUAGACCUGUAGUUAAGAGGCAAGGUCCAAUCCAAUAAUACUAAAACACCACAGGUCUAGGUGGGCUGAGCGGACAGACACAGCAGGGAUCACAGUCUUAAUGGCUAAAAGUAAUGGAGCCGAGGUACACUGGGGACAAACUACAGACGAAUGUCCUUAAGUUAAAAUUCAAAGCCUGUAUUUUUUGAUUGGCUCUCCACCUGCAUGCUACAGUGUGUGUAUGUGGAAUGUGAUGGGUUUAUUUAAUGUGGAAAUGAAAGAUUUAAGUCUAAAUCUGAUUGUAGUGGGCUUAAAGGCUUAGUGAAGAAGAAGUUGCGUGAUAGCCCUGCCCAAUCCGCAGGGACUCUUAGCUUUUUAUUAAAACUAGUUUGUCCCUGUGACUCCUCCUCAGGAUAUCCUACUGCACAGCAGACAAGAUGCACGACAAAGUGUUUGCCUACAUCGCCCAGAGCCAACAAAACGAAACCCUUGAGUGCCACGCCUACCUCUGCACCAAGAGGAAAGUGGUGAGUCCGUGUGUGUUUUGUUUUUGUGUGUUUGUUUUUGUGUGUAUGUGUUUGUUUUUGUGUGUAUGUGUUUGUUUUUGUGUGUGUGUGUGUUUGUUUUUGUGUGUGCCUGUGGCCCCUCUUCCAAAUAGAAUCCCUCCCAGGAGGGGUUUUGUGAAUGAGUGUGCCACUCCCUCUCUUUCCUUCCUCUUGCUAAUUUAGCUCUAGGCCACACUUCCUCCCAGCUACAUAAACAACUAGUAAGGAAGAGGAGAAGUUGAACUGAGUAGUAGGGACCAACACCGUCACAUGGGUUAAUGUUCCCUCAUCAAGUGUUAGUUGAAGAGUUUCCUCUGGAGGCCGGCGACCCCUCCCUCUGUUAGUCUCUAGUUAUCCUCUUAUCUGUCUUCAAUGUGUUUUCCUCUCCCCUCUUAACACUUAGCCAACAUCUUGUAUGUCAUACUUACUGGGCUUAUUUCCCUCUCUCUCUCUCUCGCUCUCUCCCCCUUCCCUCUCUCUCCCCUCAGGCCCAGGCAGUAACGUUAACAGUGGCCCAAGCCUUCAGAGUGGCGUUUGAGUUCUGGCAGGCCGCCAAAGAAGGUACGCAUGGUCACCCCGGAUGA
Molecule: messenger RNA, 4889 nt
Organism: Coregonus sp. 'balchen'
Lineage: Eukaryota; Metazoa; Chordata; Actinopteri; Salmoniformes; Salmonidae
Source: the annotation of a GenBank genome assembly